Molecule: messenger RNA, 921 nt
Organism: Aspergillus oryzae RIB40
Lineage: Eukaryota; Fungi; Ascomycota; Eurotiomycetes; Eurotiales; Aspergillaceae
Product: thioesterase family protein
Exons: 1
Coding region: 1-921 (306 amino acids)
Biological process (GO): acyl-CoA metabolic process; fatty acid catabolic process
Cellular component (GO): peroxisomal matrix
Molecular function (GO): fatty acyl-CoA hydrolase activity
Source: RefSeq, a predicted model, not a curated record
AUGAGUUUGAAACAACAAAUCGCAGUUGAACCACUGCGUCCUGGCUACUUCUGCUCAGUGAAGAAUCCGACACGAUUGGGAGCUCUCUCAGAAUACGUGUUUGGAGGAAAUACCAUUGCGGUUGCAGUGAAUGCAGCCUACCAAACAGUUAGCGAUACACAUCACUUAUACUCACUGUGUGGUCAUUUCAUCCGCCCUGCAACAACUGACCGAAAGCUCUUCUGCCACGUUGAGAGCAUAAGGGAUUCCAAAAGCUUUCAAACUCGUCAGAUUCGGGUAUCCCAAGUCACCGACCAGGGCUCUACUAAGCUAUGCUUGAUAGCUUUGGCUGAUUUCCACAUUGAAGAACCCUACUCCGCUGUAACUUAUUCCAUUCCUCCUGAGACCGAAUGUGCACCCACCACAUUAUGCGGGAAAUACUUUAUUCCUUCACCUGGCACCUCGAAGGAUUGCGAUCUAUAUAGAGAUAUCGAGCGUUUUGUCGACAUGCGAUUCAUUCACGACAACGACACGAGCCAGAAAAACCAAAAGCAGAAUCCUAGACUUGACAGCCCCCCACCAUCCCCAUCAGCGAUUACCAAGGAGAUGUUCCGCGUACCAGAGCCCCUCGACAACGAGGCCGAGCAAAUAUCUGCCCUGGCAUUCUACGCAGACAAGGGGCUGGCAUAUAUUCCGGCAAUCCACAACGGAUACGACUUAUGGCAAGCUAGUGCCUGCGCGACCUUGGAGUUUUCCCUUCGGAUACUUGUCCAUGGUCUAAAUCUUGGGAAGUGGCAUAUGGCAGAACAAAGGACCCUUGCUGCAGGAAAUGCUAGGGCCUUUAGCGAGGGGAGGAUCUGGAAUGGGGACGGUCAUUUGGUUGCAAGCAUGACUCAACAGACUAUUUUGCGUCCUAAUGCUGAGCUAGGGGCUCGCUUGUGA